ACUCUCUUGCUCUCUAUCUUCCCCUUUUUUUCCAGGAAAUAAAAAUGCAGCAGAUAAUGGUGUUGGCAUUGGAUCUCCAUGACAAUUCAAGCUGCAAGAAAAAGGCCAUGAAGAUAGUCAGUUCUGUUCCUGGAGUUGAUUCAAUCACAUUGGACGUGAAAGAGAAGAAAUUAACCCUAGUAGGGAACAUGGACCUAAUGCAAGUGGUUACCAAAUUAAGGAAGGUGUUUUACACUAAUGUAGUCACAGUUGGUCCUGCAGAAAAGCCUCAAUAACCCAAAGAGUUUAAGAACCCUAAUUUUUAGACGUAUCUAUUUUUGGCUCUAAAAGAAUUGAACUUUUUAUUUUAUUAGAAUAUAGAGCAUGUAAAAGAGUCGUAUUUGUGGUAGGACGAGCGAGAGGAGUUGUCACUUUGAGUAUUUAAUUUACAUAAAAAUUACGACUUAAUAUUUGGUGAAAACAAGUUCAAUUAUAUGAUGGAUAUAUAUUAUU
Amaranthus tricolor (Joseph's coat) is the source of this 492-nucleotide messenger RNA. Its product is annotated as heavy metal-associated isoprenylated plant protein 39-like. Gene Ontology annotation, molecular function: metal ion binding. Bases 45 to 275 code for a protein of 76 amino acids. The transcript has 3 exons. The record is from RefSeq and is a predicted model, not a curated record. Lineage: Eukaryota; Viridiplantae; Streptophyta; Magnoliopsida; Caryophyllales; Amaranthaceae.